UUGUGCCGAGACUCGUCGUUAUGUUCAAGAAGUUGAACUUUUAAUUAUUGAUGAAAUUCAUUUAUUGGGUGUUGAAAGAGGUGCAGUACUUGAAGCAAUUAAUAAAAACGCUUGCUCGCCGGCGUGAACUUGCCAAAUUGCCAAUUCGAAUAAUUGGUCUUUCUACAGCUUUGGCAAAUGCUGGGGAUGUAGCAGAUUGGAUUGGGGUUCCAGACUCUGCAUUAUUCAAUUUUAGACCAAGUGUACGUCCCGUACCAAUUCAAGUACACAUUCAAGGAUUUCCUGGUCAACAUUAUUGUCCUCGUAUGGGAUUGAUGAAUAAACCGGCAUUUCAAUAUAUCAAACAAUUUUCUCCUUCAAAACCUGUUCUCAUUUUUGUUGCUAGCCGUAGACAAACAAGAUUAACUUCAAUGGCUUUACUUUCACUUUUACAACGUGAACCAGAUUCGAAACAGCAUCAAUGGUUAAAAAUGGAACAGUUAGAAUUGGAAACAUUAUUAAAGGAUGUUCGGGAUGAUAAUUUGGCAUUAACUUUAAAUUAUGGAAUUGGAAUGCAUCAUGCUGGAUUACAACAUUCUGAAAGAGCUCUUGUUGAAAGACUUUUUGUUGAACGAAAAAUUCAAAUAUUGGGUGAGUAUUAUGGAUGGGGCGUGUUGGAGAAAAGUCAAAAAAAUUUUCGGAUCGGGUUGGGAAAAAUCCCGAGUUUCGGCUCGUUUUUUAAGGAGAGUGAAAUAGUCUCCUUAUUUGGAGUCGGGGUUGUUAAAUUGCUUGGAUGGGUCGCUACAGCUACACUCGCUUGGGGAAUAAAUGUUCCAGCUCAUUUAGUAAUUGUUAAAGGGACAGAAUAUUAUGAUGGAAAAACUCAUAAAUAUAUUGACUUUCCAGUCACAGAUGUUCUUCAAAUGAUUGGACGUGCAGGUCGACCACAAUACGACACAUCAGCGGUCGCUGUUGUUUUUGUACAGGAUGUAAAAAAGAAUUUUUACAAACGUUUUUUAUAUGAACCUUUCCCUGUUGAAUCUAAUUUACUUCCUGUUUUACCUAAUCAUGUAAAUGCUGAAAUAUGUUCAGGUUCAAUUGUUAAUCGUCAACAGAUUGUUGAAUAUUUGGCUGGAACUUAUCUUUAUAGACGAUUAUUUGCAAAUCCAGCUUAUUACGGCAUUGAACAAUUAAAUAAUAAAGAAUUGACAACAUUUUUGAGUACAACAGUAGAUUCUUGUUUAGUAGAAUUAUGUGCUUCAUAUUGCAUUCUUCCCGAUUUGGAAAAUGAUGGUUAUAUCCAUUCUACCCCAUUUGGACGUAUUGCUAGUCGUUAUUAUUUGGAGCAUCGAACAAUUCGACAUUUUAAAGAAAGAAUAUGUCAAGGAAUGAGUGUUGAACAACUUUUGCUUUGUUUAACGGAGUGUCCAGAAUAUGAAGAAAUUCCUGUAAGACAUAAUGAAGACCAAAUUAAUAGAGAGAUUCAAGCAUUUCUUCCAAUUAAACUUGAGGUUUCCAAUUGGGAGUCAUCACAUGUAAAAACUCAUUUAUUGUAUCAAGCACACUUCACUCGUAUGCAUCUUCCAGUAGAUUAUAUUACUGAUCAACGUUCUAUUAUUGAAUCUUGCAUUCGUAUUUUACAGUUGGUUGGUUAUUGA
Messenger RNA from Meloidogyne enterolobii, 1637 nucleotides. NCBI's taxonomy places the organism in Eukaryota, Metazoa, Nematoda, Chromadorea, Rhabditida, Meloidogynidae. The record is from the annotation of a GenBank genome assembly.